AUGGGCCUGUACGACGUGCCGGCGAGCGUGAUCGCGCUGCUGUCGCUGUGCUACGGCUCCAUCUCGGUGCUGGCGGUGGCCGGCAACGCGCUCGUCAUGUGGAUCGUCGCCACCAGCCGGCGCAUGCAGAACGUCACCAACUGCUUCAUCGCCAACCUGGCGCUCGCCGACAUCGUCAUCGGCCUCUUCGCCAUCCCCUUCCAGUUCCAGGCGGCGCUGCUGCAGCGCUGGAACCUUCCGCACUUCAUGUGCGCCUUCUGCCCCUUCGUGCAAGUGCUGAGCGUGAACGUGAGCAUCUUCACGCUCACCGCCAUCGCAGUGGACCGCCACCGCGCUAUCCUCAACCCGCUCAGCGCCGCCGUCCAAGCUGCGCGCCAAGCUGUGCAUCCCGCCAUCUGGGGCGUGGCGGGCGCCCUCGCCGCGCCCAUCGUCGUCGUGCAGCGCGUCGAGUUCGUCGAGGAGUUCCGCGGCGGGCGCUGCACCACCAAGCCGUUCUGCACCAUCGUGGGGAUGAGCCCACGCCAGAUGGGGCUGUACCGCCUGGUGCUGUUCCUCAUCCAGUACGUGACGCCGCUGUGCGUCAUCAGUUACGUGUACGCGCGCAUGGCGCUGCGCCUGUGGGGGUCGCGCGCGCCGGGCAACGCGCAGGGCAGCCGCGACGCCGCGCUCAUGCGCAACAAGAAGCGGGUGAUAAAGAUGUUGGUGAUAGUUGUGGCCAUGUUUGCGUUCUGCUGGUUGCCCCUCCAGACGUACAACGUGCUGCAGAACGUCCUCCCGUCCAUCAACGAAUACCGCUAUAUCAACAUCAUCUGGUUUUGUUGCGACUGGCUGGCCAUGUCGAACAGUUGCUGUAAUCCUUUCAUCUACGGGAUCUACAAUCAAAAUCUAAUCUUACUGGGGAGGAACAAAAGCUUACGGAAAUGGAAUAUUCUGAAAGGGGCUAAAGGAAAUGAAAGAUGUAUAUGCUUACAUUUACAUAAAAUAAUUUUUAUACAAACGUAUUUUGAUGUAAGUGGAGUGAUAUUUUUCUGUAAAAAAUCUGACUUGAAAGCCAAACAAUUUGUGAAUAUUGUCACCGGUGCACUGGUCACUGGUGCAGGACUAAAAUUUAUACACGAUUUUACCAUUGUUACUCUUUGCCCCAACGUGAAUAAAUAUCAAGUAACAUCUUUCCGACUUAGCAGUGUAAAAAGAAAAAAUGUUUAA
Messenger RNA from Gryllus bimaculatus (two-spotted cricket), 1206 nucleotides. The record is from the annotation of a GenBank genome assembly. NCBI's taxonomy places the organism in Eukaryota, Metazoa, Arthropoda, Insecta, Orthoptera, Gryllidae.